CAGCUUCCCCAAAGUCAUCGCAGCGCUUCUCCAACACUCUCCAGGAUGCAACUUUGUUUCCCAAAGGCAUUGCACCAGUCCCAGCAAACAGAGCGUAGCCGGUAGGAGCUGGACCCUGCCAUCACGGACUCUCCCAAUUCUUCAGUCGGCUCUUGUUCUGUGAACGAUUUCAAGCACAUUACAAUUUUGCUAAAAUUUUGUGGUAGAUGAGUUUAACUCAAGAAGAAAAGGAUGAUGCCAUAUGGCCUGAUGAAAAAGAGACUUUGUUUUUGACUGUGCUAUAUGAAAGAGUAAAAAAAGAUCCAACCGGGAAUCCAACAUUUAAGAAAUGUGUAGGUGCCAUUGAUGGUACUCAUGUAGCAGCCUCAGCACCCGCUUCCAAACAAAAGACGUUUCGCGGUAGACAUGCAACGGUCACACAAAAUGUCAUGGCAGCUUGUAGUCAUGACAUGUUGUUUACGUAUGUAUACGCGGGUUGGGAGGGAACAGGCAAUGACUCUCGAGUAUUUUUAGAUGCAA
Messenger RNA from Cuscuta epithymum, 519 nucleotides. Lineage: Eukaryota; Viridiplantae; Streptophyta; Magnoliopsida; Solanales; Convolvulaceae. The record is from the annotation of a GenBank genome assembly.